AUGGCGGACGCAUUCGCUAUGAAGAGCGGAGGCAAGUUCACCUCGGAAAUCCAUCACUCUAGAUCCUCCUCAGAGCAAAAUGGCGAAAAGUCAGUCAACAGAGAUGAGCAGGAAAUGGCCAGGUUAGGAAAGCGUCAGGAGCUGAGGCGGAACUUUGGCUUCAUGAGCAUGCUCGGUUUUUCCUGCACCCUGAUGAUCACCUGGGAGGGUCUGUUGACGGUCUUCGUGUAUGGAUUGACAGACGGGGGACCCGCCGGCCUGGUAUACGGGUAUCUCUUCUGUUGGGUGGGAUACUUCACGGUCGUUGCUUCCCUUGCUGAGAUGGUCUCAAUGGCACCGACUGCCGGAGGGCAAUAUCACUGGACGUUUCUUUUCGCCCCAAAGUCUUGUCGCAACUUCCUUUCCUUCAUUACAGGCUGGCAGUCCGUUCUCUCGUGGCAAGCUUGUCUCGCGUCGGCGGCCUACCUCGGCGGCACAAUCAUCCAGGGCCUCCUCGUUCUGAAUUAUCCCAGCUAUGAUUUCCACAGAUGGCACGGGACACUCCUCCUGUAUGCAGUCAUCUUCGUGGCCAUGCUCUUCAAUACGUACCUCGCGAAACAGCUCCCGAAGGUCGAGGGGGCGGUUCUCAUCGUCCACAUCGUCGGCUUCUUUGGGGUGUUGAUCACACUGGUGUACUUGGCACCACAUGGCACCGCGCACGACGUCUUUGUGCAAUACCUGGCCAAUGGAGGGUAUGACAAGGGAACCUCGUUCUUCGUGGGACUCAUCACCACCGUUUUCGCCUUUAUCGGGGCCGACGGUGCCAUUCACAUGAGCGAGGAAAUCAUAAACGCCUCAACGGUGGUGCCUCAAUCGUUGGUGGCCUCCAUCGGUCUCAACGGUCUGAUGGGUUUCGCCAUGCUGAUCGCAAUCCUGUUCUGCAUCGGCGACAUCGACAAUGCGCUUUCAACGCCGACAGGCUUUCCCUUCAUCGAAAUCUUCAAGCAGGCCGUCAAUUCAAAUGGUGGAGCGACUGCCAUGAGUGCUAUCGUCCUCUCGUUGAUGAUCUUUGCCACCAUUGCAGUUCUGGCUGCGGCGUCCAGAAUGAUGUGGGCUUUUGCUCGUGACAACGGGCUUCCCGGAUCUCGAUUCAUCUCUCAGAUCGAGCCCCGGACCAAACUCCCCUUGUACUCGGUCGGACUCUCUGUUCUGAUUACCCUGUUGCUGGGAUUGAUCAACAUUGGAUCAUCAGCAGCUUUCAAUGCCGUCGCUUCGUUAGUCGUGUCUGGCUAUCUCGGCAGCUACACCAUACCGAUCAUCCUCAUCCUGCACAAGAAGAUAUAUAACCCUUCGUCCAUACACUAUGGGCCUUGGACGUUGGGACGCAGAUUCGGCAUCUUUUGCAACGUUUUUGGCCUUUUGUGGAUUGCCAUUGUCAUGACCUUCAGCUUCUUUCCGUCUGUACGGACCGAUUUGACACUCCAAACCAUGAAUUGGUCUUGCUUGUUGUGGGGCGGGACCAUGAUCAUUGGCGUAGCCAGCUAUUUCGGCUACCUCCGGGGCAGAUACAACGGCCCCAUUGUCGAGACGGACAUUAUCGAACAGGUGGCCCACGGGGUGUGA
Fonsecaea multimorphosa CBS 102226 is the source of this 1602-nucleotide messenger RNA. RefSeq lists its product as uncharacterized. The record is from RefSeq and is a predicted model, not a curated record. Gene Ontology annotation, cellular component: membrane. The transcript has 4 exons. Gene Ontology annotation, molecular function: transmembrane transporter activity. NCBI's taxonomy places the organism in Eukaryota, Fungi, Ascomycota, Eurotiomycetes, Chaetothyriales, Herpotrichiellaceae. The coding region runs from base 1 to 1602 and encodes 533 amino acids. Gene Ontology annotation, biological process: transmembrane transport.